Messenger RNA from Schistosoma mattheei, 3522 nucleotides. Lineage: Eukaryota; Metazoa; Platyhelminthes; Trematoda; Strigeidida; Schistosomatidae. The record is from the annotation of a GenBank genome assembly.
AUGCAGAAGGGUAAUCUAAAUACUGGUGAACAGCAGUCUUCUGCUGAAUUCUUCGCACAUGAUGGGAUUUUUUCACUCGAUUCAGCUCAGUGGUUCAGAGUAGUGAAUUCCUUGACGAAUCUACAAGUUUGUAACAAUUAUCUGGUUGGUGCUACUUCAAAAAACACCUUAAUAAGAACGUCCACUGUUCCUCCUUACAAUAUAUCUGAAAUUGAAAUUAGCCGCCUUUCAGAUGACCGAGUCCAUAAUAUUUUUCUGGAUCCUAUGGGUUGGCAUACUGUAAUAAGUAUGCAGUCUGGCACAAAUUUUUACAUCAACAAAGGUAUGAAAAAGGUUCGCCCUUUAAACAAGACAAAAGAUCAUUUGUUUGACUCUAUAGCUUGGAAUCAUCAUAAUGUAAAUGAAUUAUCUACACAAGAAAUUUUAAUCGGUACAAAUGAUGGACUAAUAUUUGAAACAAUGCUUAUGUUUAAUGAAGAUAGCUUUUUUAGUUCGGGAACUAUUGAACAGUAUUGGAUCCAGAUGAUUAAUUUAGGACAUAGUGUAACAGGUGUAGAAGUGAUUCGCUUUCCUAUUGGUUCGCCUAAUGUACUAGUUGGUGAACCGCAACGAUGUGUGGUCUUUGCUACAACACCUUGUCGUAUGUAUCAAUUCGCUGGAUGGAUAAAUACUAACAGUUCAACAACCGGUUCAAUUUUAUCUCAUCUAGCAGCAAAUACUGCUACAUCCGGUAUAUCCAAUGCAAUAAAUGCUUAUACUGGAGGUCAUAGGUCUAGUUUAGUGAAUGAAUAUAAUCAACAAGAAUCUGUUGGGAUACAAAAUACAACUAUAUUUCCCAUUAUCACUGGAUUAUUCUCUAGUGUAUUCAACUCAGAUGACAAACUACCUGUUGGAUCCAAAGUUACUGAAUUUCCCGGAAGUUUUGGAUAUAGUGAUUUAAAACUUUAUCGUAAUGUAAAAGAUGAACUCCCUAGUAAAUUUGCUUGGAUGACAGGUCCAGGUGUUUACUUCGGUUACAUAAGAACAGAACAAUUAAGUAUGCCUCCAUUUACAAAACUUUCAACAAAUGAUCAACCAAUUGAUGUAAAAUCAUUUCCAAAUGAAGUUGUUUCUCUUCUACCUACUGCCACUGAUAAUACAGAUGAUCCAAAUCGACCGAAAGAUAUAUUCUCUGGUCGUGGUGUUAAUUUAACGCGAAAUACAAAACUUAUCCCGUAUCCAAUUAUUCAUAUGCUUGAACGACCUGGUGUACCAUUAGGCAUUUGUUUGACAGAAUUUCAUCUUAUCAUUAUCUAUGUGGAUCGCAUUAAAGCUGUGAAUACUUUAGAUGGUCGAGCAGUUUAUUCAAUGCCGUUAAAUAAUAUCAUUGGCUGUGAACGGGCUUUAGGUAUAUCGCGUGACUCAUUAUCUAAUCAUAUUUGGAUAUUCAGCAAUAAUCAUUUGGCUCGAUUAAAUAUGAGGAAUGAAUUAUGUAGAAUAUGGCAAAUCUAUUUGGAUCGUCUACAGUUUGAUGAAGCGCGCCAAUUUUGUCAGUCGUUUAUCUCUUUUUCUCUUCUCAUUAAUAGUUAUGGACUUGCAGCUAAAUUAUUUGCUCGUAGUUCUAUACCAUUUGAACAAAUUGCAUUACGUUUUUUUCGUUUAUCAUCAUCAUCAUCAACAACAACACAUACAAUAGAUCCUUCAUCAACCAUUAUACCAUCUACAUUAAUUCAACAAGGUUAUGAAAUUAAUGAUGAUCAUGAUAUUAUGGAAGCAUUAAUUAUUCAAUCAAAACAACAACAUCCAAUCAAUGACAAACUAACAGGACUAAUUGAUUCAUCUAUAAAACAAUGUAAAUCAUUCAUAACAUCAAUCCAUUCAUAUAGUAGUACAUUGACACCAUUGAAAAUAUUUUUAUCAUCAAAAUUAGAUUAUUUAAUAGAACAGAAUAAUCAAAUAAUAAGUAAUAUCAAUAAACAAUCAGUAGUAAAUUUAUCAGGUCAAAUAAUUUUAUUAGCAAUUUGGUUAAUAGAAUUAUUAAUAACUGAAUUAAGUGUGAUACGUGAUCGUCUUAAAAUGAUAACAAAAUUGGAUCAUGAUAAUGAUGAUCUUGAUCAAAUAGUUAAUGAUAAUGAUCAAAAUAACAAGAUGAUUAGUGAUGGAAAUAUUACCGUUAACAAUAAUGAUAAUUGUGAUGAUAAAGUUAAAUUAACAUUACAAAAUCGUCUAGCUUCUGUACAACGUGAAUUUCGUACAAUCAUAGUAUUACCGGAAGUAUUGAAUUUUUUACCAGAAGCAAAAUCUUUGAUAUACGAUUUAUUAGAAAAUCAUGGUGAAAAUGAUGAACUUGUUUAUUUUAUGGAAUUAAUGAAAGAUUAUCCUCGUUUAGUGGAUCAUUAUAUGCGUCAAUGUAUGUACAGUGAUGCCUUAAAAAUAUUAGCCACCUAUCCAAACUGUUUAAAUCGAUUAUAUGAUCAUGCAUCAUGCUUAGCUAGUAAAUGUCCAGAGGAAUUUGUCAAUGUAUGUCUUCGUUUAAACAGUAAAUUGGAUACUAAUCGACUUCUACCUUCAAUUAUGUUGUUACCAAAUAAUUAUGCAAUAAAUUACUUAGAAGAUACUAUUGGAAUAUAUACUAAUAAAAGUAUAUCAAAUCAAGCUGUACAUCAUAUGCUUAUUUCAUUAUAUGCUAAUGAAUAUCAUUUAAAUCAUAAUGAUGAUAGAUUAAUGAAAUAUUUAGAAAAAUUUAUGUUACCCUAUGAUCCUGGUUAUGUGCUUCGUUUAUGCAAAGAAGUUGAUCAUUUAAAAGGUGUACUUUAUAUACUACAAUUAUUGGAUAUGCAUCAAGAAGCUUUACAAUUAGCCAUUGAAUUGAAUAAUAUUCCAUUCGCUAAAGAAAUUGCUCAAAGUGAAUUCUUGAAUUCUAAUGUACGUCGUCAAUUAUGGAUUCAGUUAGCACAACAUAUUAUUAGUACUGAUGGAAGUAUGCAAGAAGCUAUCAAUUUAUUACGAGAUUGUCCUCUAUUGAAAUUAGAGGAUAUUCUUCCAUAUUUUCAUCAAUUUGUUACUAUUGAUCAGUUUAAAGACGUGAUCUGUUCAUCACUGGAUUCGUAUAAUGAACGGAUUGAUAAUGUGAAAAACGAAAUACAAAGUACGAUGAAAACUAUUGAUGAAUUACGUACACAGUCGAAUAAUCUACGAUAUAGAUAUGAAAUUAUAGAGAAUGAUUCACGUUGUACUCAUUGCAAUCACCUAUUAACUUUACGUGCAUUUUAUGUAUUUCCUUGUGGUCAUAAUUUUCACAUAAGUUGUCUCACUGAAUUGGUGAAACCAUAUUUAUCAGCAGAGGAGAAAUUACAAUUGUCAAAAGUUGUCGAAUCUCAAAAUCUUGGAAAUAAUCCAUCUGUAACUAAUGUUGAAGAUCUAUUUGAUGAAAUCAUUGCUAAUGAUUGUGCUCUAUGCGGUCAUGUAGCCAUUGAAAAUUUAUCUAAAUUAUAUUAUGAAAAUCAAAUGGAUUAUGAUAAUGAAUUAUCAAUUUGGCAAUAG